Molecule: messenger RNA, 4126 nt
Organism: Camellia sinensis
Lineage: Eukaryota; Viridiplantae; Streptophyta; Magnoliopsida; Ericales; Theaceae
Source: RefSeq, a predicted model, not a curated record
CUACAAUUACAGAUAUCAAUCUGAUACGAGGGGGAAAUGAAAAUUCGAGGAAUUUAGGGCACUCCCGCUGCUUCCCAUUUUUCACAUUUUCGGUUCCCGCUGCUCCUCUCUCUCUCUCUAUACACAUAUGAUAAUUCCCUCCACCCCUCUCUCUCUCUCUCCUCUCUCUUGAACCAGGCUUGGGAUCUAAUUAUAAGUUUCUGGGAUCUUUUGGGUUGAUAUUUGGUUAUAUGUAUUAUGAGAGCUUGUUCAAAGCUUCUAGCUGUGAAGUCAAGUACUCCUUGUCCCAUUUGUGUAUUGGUUCUCCCUAGCUGCUUCUGAACAUUUCUUAAUGAGUGUAGAUUUUGGGUGAUUUGUGGAUUCAGGAGAUUUUUGGAAAGCUUUGUGCUUUUCCUGUAUCUCAAAUUAAGCACGAAAAUGACAAGUUGCAUUUUUUUUCUUAUGCAUUCUAGGUGAGACUCUGAGUUAGUACCUGGAUUUUAUUUCACAUGGAAUGCAACAAAGAUGAAGCCAUCAGGGCUAAGGAAGUUGCAGAGAAGAAGAUGCACAAUGAUGAGUUUGAAGGAGCUCGGAAGUUUGCGCAAAAGGCCCAGCGACUUUUCCCAGAACUUGAGAAUAUUUCCCAGCUGUUAACGGUCUGUAAUGUUCACUGUUCAGCCCAAAACAAAAUAUGUGGGACCGAGAUGGACUGGUAUGGAAUCCUUCAAAUGGAAAGAUUUUCUGAUGAGGCAAACAUCAAGAAGCAAUACCGGAAACUAGCACUCGUACUUCAUCCUGAUAAAAACCAAUUUCCUGGUGCUGAAGCUGCUUUUAAGCUGAUUGGGGAAGCAAAUAUGGUGCUUUCAGACAAAGGAAAACGUUCAUUGUAUGAUAGCAAGUGUAGAUUUUCAAUGAGAACUGCUGCAACAAAUCCACCAUCCCGUCAGGUAAAUAAAAUACCUGGUGAUAGGAAACAACACGUGCCAACCCAGACAAGUCUUUCAAAUGGCCGGCAAGCAUUUUGGACAUCCUGCCCGUUUUGUAAUAUGAGGUAUCAGUAUUACAGAGAUUUUGUUAACAGGGCUCUCCGCUGUCAAAAUUGCGCGAAGCCUUUUAUUGCCUAUGAUUUAGGUGCUCAAAAUGUUCCCCCAGUAUCCAGCAAUUCUCAGCCUGCAUUUCCGCAACAGAAACAGGCUCAAAGUCAGGAGCAGUUUAAAGUGGGAUCACAAAGUACUGGUGGUUUUCCUCCUCCCCACAUGGGACAUCAGGGAAGUUUUAGCAAUAAAACAGUGGGGUCAGAACCAGUGUCAAGGACAGGAAGCACUGCUGAUGUUGGUGGGGGUUCUAAAAUUAAUGUAGAAAAAGAUGGACAUGCACGUAAAGUGGAUGGGAAGGAAGGAGUUGGAUUAGCCAAGGUUGAUACAGUGAAGCCCAAGAAGUCAGGCACUUCGAGAAACCCAACCAGAAAAAGAGGGCGGAAAUUGGUGGUGGAAUCCAGUGAAAGUUGUGAUGCUGCAACUAGUGCUGACACAGAAGAUGUGAUCAUUCAAGAAAAUGGCGACAGUUCUGCUGGGCAGAAUUCUGGACUCAAUGGUAUCCCCCAUACUCGUAGAUCUUUUCGAAGAAGGCAGAAUGUUUCCUACAAUGAACGUUUAAAUGAUGAUGACGACUUUGCGAGCCCUCCAAAGAGGUCAAAGGGAAACGGAUUAUCCUCCAAAGACAAUAAAGAAGAGCUGAAAGAAGCUUUCAACAAUGGGGUAGCUAAAACUGAUAAUUCAGCUGGCUUUGCUGCUGCUGCAGAUAGAGAAAAGGAAGAUAUCAAACGAAAAGGAAAUGCCCAUCUUAAAGGAAGCUUGCCGAAUGGAAGCGGUGAAGCUGCAGAACAUGGGGUUAAUAGAGAAGAAGCUGCCAUGGCAGAUUGCAAUGCUAAAACAUCUGAAGUCAUUGAUGAUUCUGAUUGUGCCCCAAAUCCAGAGUACUAUGAAUGCCCUGAUUCAGAGUUCAAUGAUUUUGACAAGGAUAAAGAAGAUACUUGUUUUGCUGUUGAUCAAAUCUGGGCUUGUUAUGAUCCAACCGAUGGCAUGCCAAGAUUCUAUGCCCGUGUCAGGAAAGUAUUUUCGCCUGGAUUUAGGUUGCGAAUCACUUGGCUAGAGCCUGAUCCAGAGGAACAAGAUGAGAUUAAUUGGGUCAAUGAAGAUUUGCCUAUUGCUUGUGGCAAAUUUUUUCAUGGGAACCCUGAAAAUAUUGUGGAUCGUCUUAUUUUCUCUCAUCAGGUUCAUUGUGAAAAAGGUAGUAGUAGAGGUUCUUUCAUGGUAUAUCCCAGAAAAGGAGAAACUUGGGCUCUCUUCAAGGACUGGGAUGUUAGCUGGAGUUCUGACGCAGAAAAUCAUAAAAACUAUAAAUUUGAAAUUAUGGAGAUCAUCUCUGAUUUUGUUGAGGGUUAUGGCGUAAGGGUUGCUUACUUGGAUAAAGUGAAAGGCUUUGUCAGUUUGUUUCAACCAACAACCCGGGAGGGGAUUGUCUCAUUUCUGAUACCACCUACUGAGUUACUUAGGUUUUCCCAUCGAAUUCCUUCAUUUAAAAUGACUGGCACAGAAAGAGAGGGUGUCCCUAAAGGGUCUUUUGAACUAGAUCCUGCUUCACUGCCUAUUAAGUUUGAUGAGUGUGGCGAUGUGAAGAUGGAGGCAUCUCCAGAAAAAGGUGUCAAAUUCAUGAAGAGUGCUGAGAAGUUGAACACUCCAAAGAAGGAUGUUGGCUUUGAAUGGGAGAAUGAUCUUGAAAAAGAGAAAUUUAAACUUCGAAGAUCCCCGAGGGAUUUAAGCAAAGAUAAGAAAUACAAUCAAAUGAAUGCUAGUCAAUGCCCUAUUAAAGAGGGAACUGCCAAGGAUGAUUUAGACAGUGCUGACAAGAAACAUGUUGACCUUACUCCUUCUAAAGGAAGAGCUCCAUGUAAUGGGGAUGAGAAACUAAAUUUGCCCAUGAAUGAAUCAAGUCCCCAGAGUUUCGCAAAAUGCCCUAGCGUUCCUCCAUCUUUUUCUCCGGGUGGCAAAAUUUUAGAAGAGUUUCACAAUUUUAAAGAGGACAAAUCUGAAGGGAAGUUUCAGCUUGGUCAAAUAUGGGCUCUGUAUAACAUUGACAGUAACGAUAGGUUGCCUACGAGCUAUGCUCAGAUUAAGAAGAUUGGAUCUUGUCCAUUCCAAUUGCAUGUGGCAAUGCUUGAACCAUGCACUCACUUUACAGAUAGAAUGCAGGCUGUUUGUUGUGGAACAUUCAAAGUUCAAACAGGAAAGCCCAGGAUCUUUUCACCCAGUUCCUUUUCGCAUGCAUUAAAAGAAGAUUUCAUUGGUAAAAACAGAUUUGACAUCUAUCCCAGGGAAGGGGAGAUUUGGGCAUUAUACAAGGAUUGGAAUGCUAAUAUGUCAUGUUCAGAUCUAAAGGAUUGCAAAUAUGAAUUGGUGGAAGUUCUUGAAGAUAAUGAGCACUGCACAAAAGUUUCACCUCUGAUUCGUCUGAAUGGUUACAAGUCAGUUUUUAAGGCUCCAAGAAGACAAAGGUCAGGUAGUGGUGCCAUGGAGAUACCCCGAGUUGAGUUAGCAAGAUUCUCUCAUCAAAUCCCUUCUUUUAAACUCACAGAAGAGAAAGAUGGGCGCCUGAAAGGCUUUUGGGAGCUUGAUCCUGAUGCAAUUCCAGAUUUUAGCAGCUGAUUUACUGGAAAGACUCCUCUUCAGUUGAGCACUCGUUCAGAUUGGCCUUGUAAGUGAUGGAUGAAGAUGUGGCUCACAAUUCGGCCAACGUAACCAUUUUGAAACCUAUUUUGUGCGUUGGAACUGUCACUGACAAAUCUUUGGAGUAAUUAUAACCUUCUUUUAACUGCAAUAUUUACUUUUAGUAGAUAUAUUAUUUUGAAGCUUGAAUAUAGUUUGAAAUGCAUUUCCUCCAAUUAGUGUUUGUUUGAAUGAGGAUUAUUUGUGAGACUUGGUAUCUUCAUUUUUAUUUUUUGCAUAGGAGGAUACUAAUUUUGGGCAGUCACAAAAUGAACUAGAGCCUUAUAUAGCAGUCAAUUGACUGUUUAAAAUUUGCAUCUUGUGAAAUGUUGAAUACUUAUCUUGGUGUUUUCACUAAUCAUUUUCUAUUAUAUGGCAGUAAA